AUGAAGUAUCAAUAUAUUCAUUUAGAAAUCCAAAUCAACCUAUGGUUAAAAGAAGUUUCCAUNUAUAAAGAAUUUUAAUUUUAAAGCGAUCACUAGAUAUUUUCAAUAUUAUUAACAAAUGAAAAUGGCAAGCUAACUGUCGGUCAAGAUUAUCCAAAUUAUAAUGAGAUUGGUAUUCCUUUUUCUUAUUCUUCCUCCUAUUUUUAAGUAGAUUUAGAAACUGUCUCGGUAAAUUUAUAAAUAAUUUAAGGAUGAUAAUAAUAACAUAGUUUUUUAACCAGAUCAACCUGAGGACUAUGAGAUUAUUGUAGAUACAGGAAGCACAUUAAUUAAUAUGGAUUCUGAAACUUUUUAAUCUUUUAUAAAAUCAUUUUCUAAAUGCUAAAAAGAUCCUAGAGGAUGUCCCUAAAAGUAUGAGAUAUAUGGAUACUAAUGUUAUUUUUAUAAUAGGCCUCAUUAUGGGGACAUCUCCAAUUUUUAUGAAACAUUUCCUGAGUUUAAUUUCAAUUUUACAAAUGGCUAUUAGUAUAAAUUGAGUGCCAAAGAUUAUUUGAUUAAUUUUUAGGAUGAUUAUUAUUGCUUGCCUUUUGAAGGUUUUGCAAGAAAUUAUGAAAAUAAAUUCAAAAAAAUCAUUCUUUUAGGAUAACCUUUUAUGAGAAAUAAAGAGUUUUAUUUUGAUUUGUAAGAAUAUCAAAUUUUCAUUAAAGAUCCUAAAGCAUCAUAAAAUUAUUUGCAUUAUACGAAUUUAUCAGAUGUGGUUUUGAAUACCUAUAUUUUUGUGGAACUUGCCUUUAUUAUUGGUAUUUGCUUUUUCUACAGAAAAUAUUCUGCCCAAAUAAGAGCAAUGUUUAGAUCCAGCAGACCAAACUAAGGGGUUAAUCCUUAUGCUUGA
This is a messenger RNA of Paramecium octaurelia, 892 nucleotides long. The record is from the annotation of a GenBank genome assembly. Lineage: Eukaryota; Ciliophora; Oligohymenophorea; Peniculida; Parameciidae.